This is a messenger RNA of Perognathus longimembris pacificus (Pacific pocket mouse), 3452 nucleotides long. It is a transcript of the gene Mpp7, whose product is annotated as MAGUK p55 scaffold protein 7. Gene Ontology annotation, molecular function: protein binding. Lineage: Eukaryota; Metazoa; Chordata; Mammalia; Rodentia; Heteromyidae. The coding region runs from base 87 to 1817 and encodes 576 amino acids. The transcript has 16 exons. Gene Ontology annotation, cellular component: cell-cell junction; plasma membrane. Gene Ontology annotation, biological process: protein localization to adherens junction. The record is from RefSeq and is a predicted model, not a curated record.
GGCUGCACGCUGCUGACCUUGAGCUCCGGGCGGCUUUCUGAGCGAGGAGCGUGGAGGGCAGGGCCUUCCCGCCCGCAGCAGGCACCAUGCCGGCCCUGUCCACGGGCUCCGCGGGCGACACAGGUCUGUAUGAGCUGCUGGCUGCCCUGCCCGCCCAGCUACAGCCGCAUGUGCACAGUCAGGAGGACUUGACCUUCCUCUGGGAUAUGUUUGGUGAAAAAAGCCUGCAUUCACUGGUGAAGAUUCAUGAAAAAUUGCACUACUAUGAGAAGCAGAGUCCGGUGCCCAUUCUCCACAGCGCGGCAGCUUUGGCUGAUGACCUGGCUGAAGAGCUUCAGAACAAGCCAUUAAACAGCGAGGUCAGAGAGCUGUUGAAACUGCUGUCAAAACCCAACGUGAAGGCUUUGCUCUCUGUUCAUGAUACAGUGGCUCAAAAGAAUUAUGAUCCUGUAUUGCCCCCUAUGCCUGAAGAUAUCGAUGAGGAGGAGGACUCUGUGAAAAUAAUCCGUCUGGUUAAGAACAGAGAACCACUGGGAGCUACCAUUAAAAAGGAUGAACAGACUGGGGCAAUCGUAGUGGCUCGAAUCAUGAGAGGAGGGGCCGCAGACCGAAGCGGUCUUAUUCGUGUAGGUGAUGAGCUUAGGGAAGUGAACGGGAUACCCGUGGAGGAUAAGAGACCUGAGGAAAUAAUACAGAUCUUGGCUCAGUCUCAAGGAGCCAUUACAUUUAAAAUAAUACCCAGCAUCAAGGAAGAGACACCAUCUAAAGAAGGCAAGAUGUUUAUCAAAGCGCUUUUUGACUACGACCCUAAGGAGGACCGGGCGAUCCCCUGUCAGGAGGCCGGGCUUGCCUUCAGGAAGGGAGAUGUCCUCCAGCUCAUGAGCCGCGACGACGCGACGUGGUGGCAGGCGAAGCACGAGGGCGACGCCAACCCCAGGGCGGGCCUCAUCCCCUCCAGGCACUUCCAGGAAAGGAGAUUGGCUCUGAGACGACCAGAAAUACCAGUUCAGCCCUUGAAAGUUUCCAGCAGGAAAUCAUCUGGCUUUAGAAGAAGUUUCCGUCUUAGCAGAAAAGAUAAGAAAACAAAUAAAUCCAUGUACGAGUGCAAGAAGAGCGAUCAGUAUGACACAGCGGAUGUGCCCACGUAUGAGGAAGUGACACCGUACCGACGACAGACGAAUGACAAAUACAGGCUGGUUGUCUUGGUUGGUCCCGUGGGCGUGGGCCUGAAUGAACUGAAGCGGAAGCUGCUCGUCAGUGACACGCAGCACUACGGCGUGACCGUGCCCCAUACCACCAGAGCAAAACGAAGCCAGGAGAGUGACGGCGUUGAAUAUAUUUUCAUUUCCAAGCAUUUGUUUGAAACAGAUGUACAAAAUAACAAGUUCAUUGAAUAUGGCGAGUAUAAAAACAACUACUAUGGCACAAGUAUAGACUCAGUUCGGUCGGUCCUAGCUAAAAACAAAGUUUGUUUGUUGGAUGUUCAACCUCAUACAGUGAAACAUUUAAGGACACUAGAAUUUAAACCCUUUGUGAUCUUUAUCAAACCUCCAUCAAUAGAGCGUUUGAGAGAAACAAGAAAAAAUGCAAAGAUUAUUUCCAGCAGAGACGACCAAGCAGCCGCAAAGCCCUUUACGGAAGAAGACUUUCAAGAAAUGAUUAAAUCUGCACAGAUAAUGGAAAGUCAGUAUGGUCAUCUUUUUGACAAAAUUAUAAUAAAUGAUGAUCUCAGCGUGGCAUUUAAUGAGUUAAAAACAACUUUUGACAAGUUAGAGACCGAUACCCAUUGGGUACCUGUGAGCUGGUUGCAUUCAUAACUAAGGGAAACCCACAAUUAUCUUUGUAAGGUGCAUGAUCCAAUCAGUUGCCAUUUUAGGGGUAGAGUUUUAUUGUUGUUGUUGUUUUUAAAUCUAUAUCACUGUCAUUGAUGUACAAGCUUGGUAAAGUUGAGUCGCUUUUUACCUCCUUAUUUGAAACACAGUGUGUUACUACUCUAAGACCCCAAACUCCACAUUUUCACAAUUCUAUAUUCUUGGCAAACCUCAUAACCUUCUAAUGUCUUUAGUAUAACUGCAGUGUGAGAUGGAAUUUUUCAUAGGCAUCCCUAGACAUAGUAUAGGCAGGAAGGAGUUCAGUGCUUCCAUGAGUCAGAUGCGGUGACCUUUACAUGAUAUGUUGCCCUUGAAGGUCUUAUUGAGUACCUUGAAUGGCUCCAGACAGAUAAGUCCCUUGGUUAUUUCCAAGUGAAUUCUCAUAAAUCUAACUGGGCUGGUAAUGAGACACUGUCCUCUUACUAUUUCAGAAGCAUAAAUGUCUCCUUGCAUCCACAGAAUAUGUUCAUAACACAUAUAUUUUACAGUCGAAAGGAAUAACUAAAAGCGAUUGUAGAUGAUACAAUACACUAUGCUCUCCAGACUGUCCUCAAAUGCCUGAUUCGUUGGCCUCAGCCCCCAUAGUUGGUGGGAUUACAGGCACAUGUCACCAUACCUGGCUUGGAAAAAUCAAAAACCAUUUCUGGAGUUACCAUAAGGUUUUCUAUUUAUUUCAUGUUUCAUUUUCUAGUUUUGGAUUUUCUCAGUAAAUCAUAAAUAUAUGAUUCUUAUUCUAAAAUAUUUAAAGUACAUUUUAUACAUUAGUGAUACAGUUAAAGAAAUGUGUUUUUGUACUUGAUCACAGUUCAUUUAAAUUGUACUAACAUGUGUUUUAGAGAACUUUUAAAUUGUGCAAAGGAAUUACAUCCAGAUAAACAAAGAUAAUGUACUUGGAUCAAGUUCCCUGCCUGUAUUACUCUCUUAACCACUGGGAAAACUUAUGUGAUGUUAAUGUCUUUGUCACCAAAAUGAUCAGACACUGACAUACGUUGACAACUUAUGUUGUGAGUGUUUAGGUGGAACCUCUGGUUUUCCUUUGGUACUACUGAUCUCCAUGUAGUGGAAACACUGUAGCUCCCCACGAUUUCUAUUAGAGAACAUACCAUCCUUGCAUGCCUGAAGUCCUGCCAGGGGAGAAUCAUUGCUCUGUGACCUCCAGAAGACAUGAUUUUUGUUGCUUUGUAAAGAGUUUAGAUGUCAUGUUUAAAGAAAAAAUAGGAGUAGUGCAAUUUUCUAUAUUUAUGAGAUAUCCCAGAGGCAUAUUUUUUUAACUAUCAAAUGGGGCUAUUCAUAAAAUAAACUGUAUGUAAAGAUGUCAUAAUGUAAAAUAGUAGUUUUGUAAGUCACGGUCAACAUUCCAUGUAAAUAUCUGACCUUUAUACACAGCUAGAUCCACACAUGUGUUAUGCAUCCACGACACAUUUGGUAGCAUUUAUCACUGGAUUUUCUUCAGAUACAUCAGACACAAGAAGCUAUUCCAUUAGCCUCCAUGUUACAUUCAUACCAGAAUAGCUUGACAGUCAGACUAAAUGUUACUUAAGUUUAUAGAUUGCAUAGAGGCCAUUCAGUUGUUUGUUUUUU